CGGUUCCUCUUGUCGUGAGUCUACCGUCACAUUUGUCAUCCGCAGGAGAAGUUUCGAAACUUCGUGAAAUUGUAGCUAUCUUUUGAUCAUUUGGAAGUCAUUACUUUGGUUGAGCACUGCGGUCUUCAAAUACUUUUCGUCAGUCUCGGCUGCAUCGGAUUGACCUUCUGUUUUCGUCUUCUCUCACCUUUUCUAAUCGAAGUUUAUCAAGAUGAGCUUCUUAUUUGGCAGUCGCUCAUCAAAGACUUUCAAACCAAAGAAGAACAUUCCAGAAGGCUCACAUCAGUAUGAACUUCUGAAACAUGCUGAGGCCACGCUUGGAAGUGGCAACUUGCGCCAGGCCGUCAUGCUUCCUGAGGGAGAGGACCUCAACGAGUGGAUCGCUGUCAAUACGGUGGACUUCUUUAACCAGAUUAACAUGUUGUAUGGCACCAUCACUGAGUUCUGCACUGAGACUAGCUGCUCUGUUAUGUCCGCUGGACCAAGAUAUGAAUACCACUGGGCUGAUGGCACCAACAUUAAGAAGCCAAUUAAGUGUUCAGCUCCUAAAUACAUUGAUUACCUGAUGACGUGGGUGCAAGACCAGCUGGAUGAUGAAACCCUCUUCCCCUCGAAGAUUGGUGUACCAUUCCCUAAGAACUUCAUGUCGGUGGCAAAGACUAUCCUGAAGCGCUUGUUCCGUGUGUAUGCCCACAUCUACCACCAGCACUUUGACUCCGUCAUGCAGCUGCAGGAGGAGGCCCACCUGAACACCUCCUUCAAGCACUUCAUCUUCUUUGUGCAGGAGUUCACCCUGAUAGACCGUAGGGAGUUGGCUCCACUGCAGGAUCUCAUUGAGAAGUUGUGCACCAAAGACAGAUAAGAUAUCAGAAGAAAAGUCAGAUAAUAUUACAUUUUCAGUGUUCUCCACAACAGAAUCUCUUCCAGGUGUAUCCAUCUCCUUAGUCUCUCAUCUUUGUCAUGUCUUUCUUGCUUGCUUUUUCUUUCUUUCUCUCUCUUUCUCAGUAAGUCACAGUCUCAAGGUGUCUAUAUCUUGAGAUGAUCAGUGAAUCAUGAAAUUGGGACCUAAUGUGAAUCUUAGAAUGAAAGCCUCACACACCAGCGUUUUAUCAUUAUUUUCACUUCACUCAGUUUUACUCACACUUACCUAUAUUUACCAUGUAUACUUACAUAAUUGAUGGAUUGUUUUUUAUAGAUUUAUUGCGUUUAAUGCUGCAGUUUGAGGCCUUGUUAUUAGAUCUUGCUUUUUAAUUGCACACCUGUAAAAUGUCACUGAUCACCUUGUUUUGUAAAAUUUGUUCUUUAAGAAAUGGGGAAAAUGUUAAAAGCAUGUAGAGUGUAGGCGUAGUUUCAUAGCUUUUAAUUUAACCUCUAGAUGACGUUUUGGCAGGACAGUUGUGUUUAAAAUGGUUAUUUGUUAUCAUGGAAGUGUUUUAGGUUUAUAUUUUAAGUAUUUUAAAUGUGACAUUUUUCUUUGUCAUUUCAAUCAGUUUGUGCAAAGGGUCCACAUUAUGCCGUUUUAUUAUUUUAAUGUUUUUUUUAUUCGUGCUGGCACACAAUGAAAAUAUCAGCAUUCACAUUUUAUUUGUGUUUUUCAGCGUUAGAAUUGAUCAUGAUGUGUUCAUAGCGCAGGGCUGGGGCACGGUAUUAUAAGGGACCUAAAUGCACUUGCAAUUAACAGUCACCUUAGUAAGACUUUGUUAAGGCAUUGUAGGCAUUGUUUAGAAGUCUGUCUCUUUGUUUAUUCUGAGAUCUUUGACCACGGUCAGGUGGAUUCUAGAUACUCGGAGCUGAUGUGCUGCAGCCUGUAGGAAGGUUGACCCCUCCAGACUGCCUCGAGCAUCAACAUGUCAUUGCAGACUCAGAGUUUCCUUCCAGUCAGUUCAUGGUUUUCAUUCCUUUCAUCUUACCUCAGCUUUCUCAAUGCAAUAAUUCUGAAAUAGUGUUCAUCCAUACUGUUAAAGCCAGUCUGUUUCGUGUGCUGUUAUAUAAGACUGUCUUAUCCCUUUUUUGCCUGGAAUAGCACAUAAACCUUGAACUUCAGCAAAAGUGAAUUGGUCAUUCUACAAGAUGACCAAUGAGGCGUCAAGAGUCAAGGCACCAUGUGUCCUCUCAUAAGAGUCCACUUUCAAGGCAACUACCAGUGGGCAUCUAAGGUCACUUUAUGUGCCUGACGUUUUAUUGGUGAAUUUGAUGCUCCGUGUUCACCUUGGAGCCAGUAAGUAAUUUUUUAAGUCCAAAUGAGCUAACAGACACUUGAAUGCUUUUUGCCUUAGAUGAACUAUGCUGUCCUGGUGCCCACAAUCAGCCACACGGAAGGAAUAGGCCGUAAUGGUUGAACACUGAUAGUAAAACAAUUUUUAAAGGUGUCAAUUUCUGAGUGUCUGUUGCUCACUUGCAUCCUGGCUGAAAGUGACUUCAUGGUCUGUGACCUGAGCUAAAACCGUGCCUUAAAGAGACCAUAUAUUGACUGAUAUGAUUGUGAUAUAGUUUUUUUUUUUUUUUUUUUUUUGUCAUUUGUGGCAUAGUAUAAUUUUAAAUAAAGUCAGAUCAAAUCCUUUA
Sardina pilchardus (European sardine) is the source of this 2562-nucleotide messenger RNA. Its product is annotated as MOB kinase activator 1A. Gene Ontology annotation, biological process: positive regulation of protein phosphorylation; hippo signaling. The record is from RefSeq and is a predicted model, not a curated record. Gene Ontology annotation, molecular function: protein kinase activator activity. Gene Ontology annotation, cellular component: cytoplasm; nucleus. NCBI's taxonomy places the organism in Eukaryota, Metazoa, Chordata, Actinopteri, Clupeiformes, Clupeidae. The transcript is spliced from 6 exons. Bases 212 to 862 code for a protein of 216 amino acids.